AAAGUAAGUUACUGCUAGGGAGAGCGUGUGUUUUGUGUUGAAAAGUUGUAGCGAGUUUGAUAAUCCAUGCAAUUUUGGUUGAGGUUCAUUCAUAACUAUGGGGAGUAACAAAGGAGAACGCUGUUUAGUUUUAAAGCCAGGUGAAAAGAGGAUAAAAGGAUGGUGAAGUUCUACAACCUGAAGACUUUGCCGAAGUUGUUGGAAAUCGUGACAAAUCAGUUCAAAGUUGCCCAGAAGUAACGGAGCAACUUAGAACCUAAAGAAUAGGCCUUUACAGGGUUACUUAACUUACUGAAUGCGUGUCAAAGAAGUCAAGAUGCCGCUUGUAACCAUUAAAAACAAGCCUGGGAGUACGUCCAAAAACUACCCAGUCCGCGUGACCACCAUGGAUGCGGAAUUGGAGUUCGAUAUUGAUAACAAGACAACAGGUAAGGAAUUGUUCGAGCAGGUGUGUCGUACAAUAGGCCUGAGAGAGACGUGGUACUUUGGCCUCCAGUAUGUCGACUCCAAGGGUUAUAUCGCAUGGCUCAAAUUUGAUAAAAGGGUGUUGGACCAGGACGUGCCAAGGGAGAACCCAAUACCAUUCAUGUUCCUGGCCAAGUUUUACCCGGAGGACGUGUCCCAGGAGCUUGUUCAGGACAUUACCCAGCACCUGUUCUUCCUACAGGUCAAACAGUCCAUCCUGAACAUGGACAUCUACUGCCCACCUGAAGCCUCUGUAUUACUCGCCUCUUAUGCUGUACAGGCCAAGUAUGGAGAUUACGAUCAGUUGACCUAUCAGGCUGGAAUGUUAGCAAAUGAGGAACUCCUCCCCCAGCGGGUGAUUGACCAGUACCAGAUGACCCCCAAGAUGUGGGAAGAUCGCAUCCAGGUGUGGUGGGCGGACCACAGGAGCAUGACGAGAGAUGAAGCAGAAAUGGAAUAUUUAAAAAUGGCCCAAGACUUGGAGAUGUAUGGCAUAAAUUAUUUCCAGAUAAAGAAUAAGCGUCACACAGAUUUGUGGCUGGGCGUGGAUGCCUUGGGGCUUAAUAUAUAUGAGGCUGAUAAUAGGCUAACACCCAAAGUCACAUUCCCGUGGAGUGAAAUUAAGAACAUAUCUUUUAAGGACAAAAAGUUCUCAAUAAAACCGGUGGAUAAGAAGGCCCCAGAUUUUGUCUUCUUUGCUCCCAAACUUAGGAUUAACAAAUUGAUAUUAGAGUUAUGUGUCGGGAAUCACGAGUUAUUUAUGAGACGGCGGAAACCGGACACGAUGGAGAUUCAGCAGAUGAAGGCUCAGGCGAGAGACGACAAGGCGCGACGACAGUUGGACCGGUCAAGGCUGGCCAAGGAGAAGCAGAUGAGGGAAGAGGCGCUGAGAGAGAAGGAGGAUAUGGAGAGGCGCAUGAUGGCGCUGCAGGAUGAAGUCAGGAGUGCUAAUGAGGCGCUGGCGCGGUCAGAGGAAAGUGCAGAGCUGUUGGCAGAGAAAGCGAGGAUAGCUGAGGAAGAGGCAUUGUUAUUGCGACAGAAGGAUUCUGAAACUGAGGCAGAAAUCAAACGCAUGCGUCUCACUUCCAUGAAGACAGAAGAAGAGUAUAGGCAAAUGGAGUUCCGAGCAAGAGAAGCCGAAAUGAUCGCCAUGCAACUGCGACAAGAAGCCGAGAGGAGGUUAAAGGACGAGGAACAGUUGAAGGAGGACUUGAUUCGUGCGAAGCUGGCUGAGAAGGAGGCUAAGGACAAGCUGUUGGCAGCGACAAUGGCCCAGCGUUUGCCCGCGUACGCCGUGGACGGAGGAGUGUAUGGAGACGGUCCGCUACCGCCACUCGGUUUUCAGUCAGAUCUCCCACAGAACGGCUCCUCGACAGGCUAUGCCUUCUCUGGCCUGACCUCUGACUUCAGCGACCUCAAGCUUGACCCCAACCUUGACCCCAACCUGCCUCAGAAUGACACCGAGGUCAGUUGUGAGCUGAUGACUGGCCCAGACAUGAAUCAGCUGUCCUUGGAGAUAGAGAAGGAGAGGGUGGACUAUAUGGAGAAGAGUAAACAUCUGCAGGAGCAGCUGAAGGAGCUGAAGACAGAGAUAGAGGUGCUGAAAGUGGAGGAGAAACAGACAGACAUGGACAGGCUUCAUGAUGAGAACGUGGAGAAAGGAGAAUCUAAGUACUCCACACUGAGACGGAUUCGCCUAGGAACCACAAGAUCGAGGGUGUCGUUCUUUGAGGAGCUCUGAUUAGGAAUUCGUUUCUACCCAGUUUUUUUUAGUCAUCUUCUGUAACAUACUCAUGUUUUUGAAAGCUUUAAAACAUAGCCAUUGGGUGACAUAUAUUUCCAUAUAUUCUUGUAAACUAUAUGUUUUUAUGUGGAUUUUCACCAGGGCUUCCGCAUGUGUGAUUGAAUAAGUUUUGAGUUCAAGCUCUUUUAUCGCUAAAGGUAAAAAAGUUCUGCUGUAUCAUGUGACCUGUCAGAAAUGUUAGGCAACUAUUAUUGAUCACAUUUACUAUAGCAUGGGCAUCGGAAAAAAAAGUUUCACAAAAAGUUAUUUAGGGUAGACGAAUGAUAGAGAAAACUGAGGGGGUGAACAUUUGUGAACUUGAAAGGUUUCUUAAGGAAUAGAGGUCAUUUGGGCAUCUGGAACAUGGUGAGAUAAGUGAUCGGUAAAUUAUGUCAACAAAGCUUGCCUAACAUUUUUCACAAGUAACAUAAUACAGUAGAACUGUUUUUACCUUAAAUGACAAAAGAGCUCGAACUUGAAACUCCCAUAUUAUGUUAAAUCAUCACCUGUUGAUUCUAUUCUAAAUGCAAUGUCAUCUACGCCCAUCCUUCUCCAAUCAAAAGGGUGUCAUUUAGAAACAAUGAUCUGAUUUUUGACACAUACUUUCAUCUUCUCGCCAAAGGAAUAUUUGGGCAUGUGUGGUUUAAUAAUUUUCUAGAUGGUAUAAAACAAGAUGCUUGGCUGGAGGCUGUAUAUUUUGAAUGGCCUGUAUUGCGUAAAUGUAAUGUAUAUUUAUAUUAAUUUCAAAUUCCCUGAUUCUUCAGACAGGCACUAUUAAAUUACACAUAAAUGUAACUUGUGAGACUGUCUUAACUGGGUAAAGAGCAUUAAAACAUGUGGCAGUUUAGUGCAACAUGUUCCAGUUUAUUGUUGUAAUAUACAACAGUGUUGUACAUUAUGGCUCCUGUUUCUUAUCUUAAUGUUCACGCAUGAUUAGUUGUGUACAGUAUGUAUAUAUACCAAUGUACAUGGGUUUGUAAAUGGUGGUUGGAAGAGGAAUGUAAGGGAGGUAAUCAUGUACAGCAAGUAUUACAGGCUUUACUGUGAAUAAGAGUUCCAUGUUCAUCACACUACCCCCAAGCCCCCCCCCCGUACAAUAUUCCUUGUAAAUGUGUUCAUUAUUUAGGGUGUACAAUGUAUCAUGAAGCAGCAUCAGGGUGUACAAUGUAUCAUGAAGCAGCAUCAGGGUGUACAAUGUAUCCUGAAGCAGCAUCCGGGUGUACAGUGUAUCAUGAAGCAGUAUCAGAGUGUACAAUGUAUCAUGAAGCAGCAUCCGGGUGUACAAUGUAUCAUGAAGCAGCAUCAGGGUGUACAAUGUAUCAUGAAGCAGCAUCAGGGUGUACAAUGUAUCCUGAAGCAGCAUCCGGGUGUACAAUGUAUCAUGAAGCAGCAUCAGAGUGUACAAUGUAUCAUGAAGCAGCAUCACAGCAUGCAUUCACGUACACAUAUAUCUAUACAUGCCUGAGAAUAUUAUGCUUGACAUGGCCAAGCUGGCACCAAAAAAAACAAAAAUGAAAUAUAAGACUAAAAUUCAAAGAAAAGGAAAAUUCACCUUUUCACUUUGGCCUAUCUUGAUAUUUUCCCCCAUUUUCCAAGGCUUUCCUAUCAUGUAAAUGUGCCUUCAACAGUACAGACUUGCAGGGACAGUUCACAUUUCCCACAAAUUACAUAAUUUUUAAAUUUUAUUUUUAUUUUUAUACCCUCCUUCGACAUUUGAAAAAAGGUUUAUUGUGCUCAUAUACAACAAUUUAAAUUGGUCUGGCCUUACGCAUGAAAAAAUGUAAUAAACAUUUUUACAUGCAACAUUAUUACCAUCAUUAAUUGUGUGUUAGACUGAAUGGAUGGGGAAAGUGUUGUGCUGGAAAACUGGUGUGAGGAAGAUGUUCUACGGGGGAAAUAUUCACGGGAAACAUGUGGGCAAGUUAUAUGGCUGUAGACUUCAUGGUGAACGUAUACAGACAGUUCUGUUAUAUGGCUGUGCUUAACAAUGAGCCUGUAGACUUUAUGGUGAACGUAUACAGAGACAGUUCUGUUAUAUGGCUGUACUUAACAAUGAGCCUGUAGACUUCAUG
Molecule: messenger RNA, 4320 nt
Organism: Liolophura sinensis
Lineage: Eukaryota; Metazoa; Mollusca; Polyplacophora; Chitonida; Chitonidae
Product: merlin-like
Exons: 15
Coding region: 296-2206 (636 amino acids)
Cellular component (GO): cytoskeleton
Molecular function (GO): actin binding
Source: RefSeq, a predicted model, not a curated record